AUGCCACGCCCGCCACUUCGACGCCGACAGCUCAGCCGCGCAGGGCCCCCACCUCGCAUUGGCAAAAAGGUCCCUAGCAGUACUCCAGCCCGACUGGAAUUGGAAAAGAAGCUGGCGCAUAAACCCACCGGUCAAAGGCCGAACGAUAGCGACGACAGUGAUCGACUCGUUGUUAAAGGGAAUGGCAGACGGGGCCGAAACGUACCGAGGCAGGAGAUCUAUGCUUCGGGUGCCGUGGGAAAAGGUGAUAAACCCGGCAAUCAUCCCAGCAGAGCCCAGCGAAGGAGAAACAUGACAAGAGUUACCAAUGAGAUCCUCGCGCAAACUCAGCAGGAUGCUCGGACAAGCAACCCCUCUUCCACCGAGCAGCCUCCGCAAAGGUCACCCGUCGCGAGUGGCGAUACCAACAGAGCCACAAGCACACAAUCUCCGAAACCUGUACCUCCUCGAGUAUACUCUUCCGCUACAAAGCCUCCAGCAAGUAUCCUGCGGUCUGCACUGCCUACGCCAACGAGAGAAAACUCCAUCUUGGGGACUCUAAAGCCCAGGCGAAGGCAGCCCAGCAUCUUACAGGCGCUUGAACACGACUCAUCUACCUUCGACCUUGAGGAUGAAGAGCAAUUUCUUCCUGAUGCGGAGUCAACUCCCAUGAACCCUGCCCGAUCUCGUACCAUUUCUUCAACACCUGCCACGAACUCGUCGCAUGUCUCCUCCUCAAAGAAGCGUAAGCUAAGCUCAGUCAACAUCUUCCAGCCGAGCGUAGUUGACGUUCUCCCGAAACCGACAGCUUCACCUGUCGCGCGAUCGCGCGAUACAACUGGAACGCCUGAGCCAUCUCUUCCCCCGGCGGCCGUAUCUGCACUUCGGAAAUCACGCCGAAACUCGCUAGAUAAAGCUGGCAACGAAGAUAUCAUGGCCCUUCCUGAGAGCAGUUCAUCACUUUCACUGUCGCCAGUCAAAACGAAGACCCGUGCAAUGACCAGAAAGUCGAGGAAGAAAGCCACCAAGCCAGCGCCUAUCAUGGCUACGGAAGAACUACAAGCCUUAAUGAUGCCUAGGAAACGACGAAGAACUGCUCGAACACGUACCCGACUGCUGGGCGAGUUUGACAUUGCUCCCGAUUCUGAUACUGAUGAUUCCGAGCACAUCGACCUGCCCAACGGAGGGGAUGAAUCGAGCUUCCUUCCAGCGACAAAGGGGCGCAAACUCCGACGAAAAGUUCCGGUGGUGAAAUCUUUGAAUACACAGGACAAUGCCCGUGGCGGCACCAGAUCUGGCAACGUGGACAAGCAGGGCCAUUCUGCAGUCGCUGGCAAAUCCUCAAAAUCAAAUACAAGUACGAGACACCUCAUCGCUACCAAAGCGCCUGUCCUGGCGCCCUUUUCACCUACUUCUACCAGAUGGAAUCAUUCAACUAAAUCUCCCUUGCAGCUUUCCGUCGUCGACUCUUCGAAUCUAAACUCAAACCGGGCGAUCAAGCAUGGCCAGAGAAAACAAGGAGGCAAGUCGAAGCAUCUUGGUGGCUCCCUCCGCGGAGAGCAGGGUCCUUCAGUAGGUGGCGCCGACAAAGAAAAUUUAGAUCCUGGUGAUGGAUUGCUGGGCAAGACCGUGAUUGAAGAUGUCCAGGCAGGUUCAAUGUCAGCCGAAGUUGCAGGCACAAUCAAAGAUAAGAUUGACGGCGACAAGAGCAAAUCAACCGCUACCAUGAAGGGAAAAUGGGCAGAUAUAGAUGCCUGGGAUCUGGAUUUUGAGGACGUGGAGGUCAUGACAGGAUCGAGUAGUCCUUCUCCCAUGCGACGGUGA
This is a messenger RNA of Capronia epimyces CBS 606.96, 1803 nucleotides long. RefSeq lists its product as uncharacterized. The coding region runs from base 1 to 1803 and encodes 600 amino acids. NCBI's taxonomy places the organism in Eukaryota, Fungi, Ascomycota, Eurotiomycetes, Chaetothyriales, Herpotrichiellaceae. The transcript has a single exon. The record is from RefSeq and is a predicted model, not a curated record.